Molecule: messenger RNA, 1623 nt
Organism: Penicillium odoratum
Lineage: Eukaryota; Fungi; Ascomycota; Eurotiomycetes; Eurotiales; Aspergillaceae
Product: bifunctional fructose-2,6-bisphosphate 2-phosphatase/6-phosphofructo-2-kinase
Exons: 11
Coding region: 1-1623 (540 amino acids)
Biological process (GO): fructose 2,6-bisphosphate metabolic process; fructose metabolic process
Cellular component (GO): cytosol
Molecular function (GO): 6-phosphofructo-2-kinase activity; fructose-2,6-bisphosphate 2-phosphatase activity; ATP binding
Source: RefSeq, a predicted model, not a curated record
AUGGACACCCUACUCACAGCAGAGAUUGUCGCCAACUCACCCCAGUUUCGGCGAAAGUCCUCGAUAUUUGUCGAUGCAAUUCAUGAUCUACCUGAAAAGGCUGAUCUUGCCCCGGCACAGCUGUAUAGCACGGAAUCUGGUCGGCUUUUCCACUCGGGCCGAAUAGUCAUUAUCACCGUGGGGUUACCCGCUAGAGGCAAGACACACAUCUCUGUUGCAUUGGCACGGUACCUUCGGUGGCUCGGAGUGAAAACCAGAAUCUUCCAUCUGGGUGAUUACCGACGUGCCACGAUCCCAUUUGGCGAGGAUAUGCCUGAUGACUAUUUUUAUGUGAAUGCCACCGCCUCGUCAGUCCUUCUCCGCCAAAAGAUUGUCAGGAAGUGCCGAGAAGACAUCUAUCACUUCUUGAACCAUGAGAACGGCCAGAUUGCGAUAUACGAUUCCGUGAACCCAUCGGCAUCGGGACGGCGGUCACUUGCCAAGGAGUUUGCCAAACAUGAUAUCGAGACUCUUUUCAUUGAGUCCUGGUGUGAUGAUGAACGAAUCAUCGAGGAGAACGUCCGCAGAGUCAAGAUUUCCUCUCCAGAUUAUGUUUCAUGGCGUCCAGAGGAUGCGGUUAAGCACUAUCUUACCAGGAUCUCCUCUCGAAUUCCUCAGUUCCAGACCAUGGAGGAAAAGGAUCUGAAUUAUAUCAAGAUGAUCAACGCGGGAGAGAGAUUGAUAGUGAACAACCGCAGCUUCGGGUAUCUUUCUAACCGCAUUGUGUUCUACCUACUUAACCUCCACAUCAAGUCUAGACGCACAUACUUUGCGCGGGCUGGGGUCUCAUUAGAGGCAGAUUCGUACAAAGCCGAUGCAUCUCUCUCGGAGCAAGGAGAGGAUUAUGCUAAGAAAAUGACCGAAUGCUUGCUCGCCCAUCGCGAAGCUGAGAAGCAGGCAACAAUCUCCCGGGGUGAGACUGCCACUGAACAGCGGCCUCUGAAGGUCUGGACGUCGACAAGACGUCGUACUGUGGAGACCGCGAGAUAUCUUCAUGAGAAAGGAUACAAGGUCCGCCAGCGGUCUCAAAUGAGUCAGCUCAAUCCGGGUGUCUGCGAGAAAAUGUCAGAAAGGCGCAUUCGAGCCGAAUUUGCGGAUGAGGUCACGAAGCAUGAGCUGGAUCCUUAUCACCACCGCUAUCCCCGUGCCGAGUCCUAUCAUGACCUUGCAGUUCGCUUGGAGCCGAUCAUUCUCGAAUUGGAGCGAGAGCAAAAUGACUUGCUCAUUAUUGCUCAUGAAAGCGUUCUGAGGGUUUUAUAUGGGUACCUCAUGGCUUGCAAUGCCGCUGAUAUCCCUUUCCUAGAAUUUCCCCGUGACGAGAUUAUUGAGAUCAUCCCGGAAAGCUACCAAAAUGAAGCACAACGAAUUCAUAUUCCCGAUCUCCCUGAAGAAAUUAUUCCUGCCUCACCCGAAGACCUGAAGAUUCCAGUGCCCCCAAGUGGGGUUGUCUCUCCGAUGCAAGGACUGGGAAGUCCACAGGAUGGUAUGGGGACUCCCCAGAGUGGUUAUCGGACCCCCAGUGGGAUUCGUACUCCCCGUGAACCCGAAAGGCUCUCCCAGCAACAUGUUGAAGACGUUGUAUAG